CCAGGGGGUAGUAUGGAGACUUGAAGGCGGGAUGUGCUGUCCUCCCUCCUCCUUGUAAGACUGAGCAACUUGUUGUGUCUUGAUUGGAAAAGUUGGUUGAAAAGAAAAGAACGCUCUAAAACUACCCACGGAUUCAACCUUUAAUACAAUCUGAGGAGCCACGGUUCUGAACCGAUGCUCAGAAACAACUAAACGAUAACUAUUUCGUCACUCCAGAACAUUUGGAAAACUUUCGAAGAUUCUCAAAUGGGAUCUAACAUCUGGGAAAAUUUGUGGCAUAUUUUCCUUCGAUGAAAUUGUGAACCGCUACUAUGGAUUGCGUAGUUUGCAGCCUCUCACAUGCGUCAGUCCCGGGAUAUCUGCGCAUUGUGUUUCUCUGUUUGAUGCAGUUGAGAGCGCUUGCCCAGUUAGCUCCAGAGUGCUACCCGGGAGGUUACCGCAUGUUGAGAAACCCGUAUCGCAGCGUGGACUUUGACUCCAGUGACCUGCAGAACACUGCUAUACAGGACCUGAUCUGUGAUCACUCCCUCUCCCCAGGAUGGUACCGCUUCAGCAUUAACAACAAGCCUGCAGAGAUGCCCACCAGCUGUGUGGAAAUGAACAGAUGUGGCACCCAGGCGCCUGUGUGGCUGUCUCUCACUGAUAGCUCAUUGCCCCGCCCAGGGGAGGUCCGCCAGCUCUCGGCCUGUGCCACCUGGCAGUUCUUCCACGGGAGCACCAAGGACUGCUGCCUCUUCCGCAUCCCCAUCUCAGUACGCAACUGUGGAGAGUUUCUCCUGUACUACCUGCAGCCCACCCAGGGGUGUAUGGGAUAUUGUGCCAAAGUCAUAUCAGAAUUUGGACCUAAAUUAUGUGCCCCGGGUGAGGUGGAAGUCAAUGGGCAAUGCAAAGCAAGUCUCCCUGCAUUAUCCUACAAGCCUGUGAUCAUCCCAGAGCUGGUGGGCAGCAGUGUCCACCUGCGAUGCACCUUCAGUGGGGUGAAGACCUCGGGACUCCCCUUGGGCUAUCUGGUGGUCUGGGCCCGACACCUGGCAUCCAAUAUGAAGGUGGAGAUCAGGAAAGAUUCUAUCAUGGAGACCUUCUCAUUGGUGGAGAUGGACGGAGUCCACUUCAGACUGGGGGAGACGUUCUCCUGCAGUGUUUCCACGUUACUGGGUAACGCCAGCCGGACACAAUCUCUGGCCAAAGAGAGUGAGAGCUUCUACGCUGGAAUUAAGUUUGUUCCAGAUGUGCUGCACAUUGCGGAGGACGGAAAAGAGCAUGCUGUAACCAUCCACAGUACAGUGCCUAUCCCUUGUUACGGGACAGAGAAUGGCCGACCAUGUGGAGUCACUCUCACUCUGAGUGUCCGUGACUCAGACAGCCUGGAUCCCAGUGUGGAGGCCCCCAACAUGGCCCUGUCUACCUGCCAGGUGGAGCUGCAGCCUACUGCAGCCUGCAGCCGGAGACAGGGGUGUGCCUGGGCCAGCCUCACUCUCACCGCCGUCACAGACUUCACCCGCGACGGCAACCGCCCCAGCCUACUCAGCGCCACGCCACGCUCUGACGCACCGCGCCUCUGGAGGGGAUACAGCCCCACACCUCUCAAGGUCACAGUUCAAGAUGUUCCCACUGCAAGCUGCUACUCUCUGACUGAUCCACACAUCAUUACGUUGGAUGGCAGACGCUAUGAGAACCAACAGACGGGUACCUUCCUCCUCUACAAGAGCCUCCACCGAGCGUUCGAGGUCCAGGCUCGCCAGUGGGACUGUGGCAGCCGCCAUUACGCUGUGUCCUGCAACUGUGGAGUGGCGGCCAGGGAGGGAAACGAGGUGGUCAUGCUGGACAUGUGUAAUGGUCAGCUUCAGGAGACCAGGCCCCAGCUCUCUCUGAAGACCCUGGGAGGAUAUAACAGAGGCUCCAGUCAGUAUCGGAUCAAGAUCCAUGAAUCUCACCAGGGGAAGAAAAUUACAUUGAUCUUUCCAUCUGGGGCCUUUGUAAGGGCGGACAUCAGUGAUUGGGGGAUGAGCCUGUCAAUCAGAGCUCCCAGUGUGGACUACAGCAGUACCACGGGACUCUGUGGGACGUUCGACCGGAACGGUCACAACGACUUCCAUGGACCUGAUGGGACCACCUAUGGGAGCACUGAACAAGAACGCUUUGUGGAGGAAUGGAGGCUAGCCGCGGGGGAGAGCUUAUUUGACACCAUGCCCCCUGUAAUGGAGGUGGAGGAACUACGGCCUUUCUGUCGGUGUCAGGAGGGCUAUAGCAUGUCUCUGCAUUUCACCACGGGCCACACUGGCGAUCGCCACUACAACUUUAACCCCUCGUCACCCCAGCACCAGGCCCAGUGCCAGUCUCAUGACAACGUGGAUUACACCUCUGUCUUCCCCUGGGUGGACACUACCACUGAGUACAUUAGUAGCUCUGAGCCAGAACAAAGUGACCACCAGGGAGUGUCCAUCCUGAACAGCCCAGCUCUGCCUAUGGAGAUACACAAACAGCCGAGUUCCCAGAUGGUGGACUAUGGUGGGUUUGGGGACCACGGUGAUAAGAGUGAGAGAGAGGUUGACAGGGAGCUCAGAAGAGACUUCCUGGUUGCCGUAGACGACAACAGGCCCAAGACAAAGAGACAGGCGCUGUACGAGUUCCAGCCCAUCUUCACCUCUCAGUCCCUGAGCCAAGCGGACCUGGAGAGCUUAGCCUAUUUCUUCCCUGAGGACCACCACCUGUCUGCAGAGCGACCAGUGGCUCAGCCUGUGUGGCCCACCCCGAGUGGGCUUACCUCGGUCAAGGCCCUGGAGGUGUGCCAGCUCGCCCUGGGGAACUCCACGGUGGGAACAGUGUGUAGAGGGCUGCUAGGCCGGAGGCUGGAUGAGGCAGUGGACCUGUGCAUCCUGGAUCUGCAGCUCAAGGAUGACCUGGCCUGGGAGGAGGCUCUGGUGCACUACCUGGAGAACGAGUGUGAGAGGAGGCUAUUGGAGAACCGGACCCAGAGGGUCCUGGAGCUGGGGGAGUCCAGGGCUGGGCUGGAGGGGGUUGAGGGGAUCAUUGGGACGGUACUCACCGCACUGCGCUGCCCCAACUUCUGCAACGGGAACGGCCAGUGCACUGAGUGGGGUUGUCAAUGCUAUCCUGGCCACAGCUUCUACGACUGCAGCCUGGCUAUCAGUCAGCCCGUGGAGUUGACAGACCUGGAGAACAGUGGUCUGUGUGACAUCAGAGCGUUCGACUGUCGCAGCGUCCGGGUCUUCGGCCUCGGCUUCAUCGACUCUCCCAACCUGGGCUGCCACCUCACACGACUGAUGUACCUGAAUGGUGAGCGGGUUCCGCGAGAGAAGCAAAGGACCAGAGCUACCUUCCUGAGCUCCAAGGCUUUGGACUGUUCUGUCCCCUCGCUGAACAGCAUGAUGACUAUCAACUCUGUCGACUUUAUGGUGGAUGACAAACCCUAUGCUCGCUGGGAAGUCAAGGUGACCAAUGACGGCUCUCAGUACAGUGAGCCUAAGUUGCUAACAAUCUACGAUGGUGUGUGCCAGGUGUGUGAACCAACCCACUCCGGACUCUGUAAGUUAAAGGAGAGGACAUGCAAUAUAGAUGGAAUGUGUUUUGCUAAAGGAGACUCCAAUCCUGCCAGCCCCUGCCUCCUCUGUAAUCCAAACACAUCCAAAUUCACGUGGUCCGUAAAUGAAGUUAACCAGCCCCCCAUCCUGCACGAGCCUCAGGGGGGCCUCAGCACCUUCGCGGGGGAGAACUUUGUGUUCCAGUUCACGGCGGCGGACCCUGAGGGCUCGGCGCUCCUCUUCCUCCUGGAGCAGGGCCCUCCCGACGCCAGCCUCUCCCCCGCCGGCCUCCUCAUCUGGAAAGUCCAUCCAGUGGAGACACAGGGGAAGUCUCGGCAGAGCUUCGAGUUCACGCUGUCCGACGAGUGCAAUGCCCAGAGCAGCUACACCGUCGAGGUGGCUGUGAAACCUUGUGGGUGUUUGAACGGCGGGACGUGCGUGACCAACGUGGCCUUCCCGGCGGGCAGCGGAGAAUACCUGUGUGCGUGUCCCCAGGGGAUAGGAGGGGUCCUGUGUCAGGAGGACUUUGACGCGUGUCUUUCGGCUCCAUGCGGUGCCGGGGGGUGUGUUGAUACCGUUGAUGGCUUCCUCUGUGAAUGCCCUGCAGGCCUGAGAGGCGCUACCUGUCAGGAAGAUGUGAAUGAGUGUGAGAGGACCCCCUGCUUGCCUGGAGUCCAGUGCUUCAACAGCUUCGGCUCCUACAGGUGUGGAGGCUGUCCCCACGGCAUGCUGAGAGAUGGGACCACCUGCACAACAGCUGUACGGUCAAUCCCCAUUGUCCCCAGCAUUGGACCCACCACUGUCCCUACCACCACCACCACCUCUAAGUCCUCAUCCAACAACAGACCAGACCAACACAAUCCACCCAGGAUGGACACUGGCCGACCUGGAAUCCCACCGACCAAUCAGCCUGGACUCCCACAAACCAACAUGCCUGGAGUUCCAGAGGCCAACAGGGCACCUGUCAAGGCCCCAGCUGUACAUACACCAUCGAAGAAUGGACAAAAAACUGGCUUAGGGCUAUCAUCCCAUGCAGGGAACAACAACAAUGUGACAGGUACGUGUGCCAGCCGACCGUGCUUCCUGGGGGUCCAGUGCAUCGACCGACGUCCACCCUACACGGGCUAUGUCUGCGGGCGCUGCCCACCGCCCCUCAAUGGCAACGGACGCACCUGCACCAAAACGGCUCGAGGUAACCCUCACCUGACCCAGCAGCAGCUGACAAUAGCCAAGAGCAGCAAACUCUACCACCACAGCAACAGUAAAGUGUCCCAACUCCACCUUCCCACCUUGCCCCCCAGGCACGCAGUCAAACAUCUCUCCUCCCUCUCCUCGCCAGUCUCCAGGGGAGCCUAUCAGAGCCCCCCGCACCUUCCCCUCUCGCCCGCCCGAGGGCCAAUCACUGGGUGGAGAGAGGCGGCCACACCCCUAUUUCCUAGACACACCCCUAUGUCACCUGAAGGUUCCAACAGCCUCACCAUGGGCAGGCAUCAUGCCAUCAGUGCCCUCACUAGGACGCAUGCCAAAACAGGUGCCAAUGCCAGCGCUACCUCACUCAAGGUGACAACCAGAGAGUCUGUAGCUGUCAUGCAGAGUGCCACCUCUUCCAAAGUUACUCCUCCAUACUCCACCUACCCCAAGGUUACUCCACCCCAAUCCAAGGUUACUCCACCCCAAUCCAAGGUUACUCCACCCCAAUCCAAGGUGACUCCACCCCAUUCCUCAGCCAACACAGAGUCCGGGCAGACAACCCAAGGGAAGCUCAUAAAUGUAGUAGUUGUGCCCACCAUGACCAAGCCCUGGACCCUCCCUAAAGCCGUGGCCCCACUGACCGCAGCCCUCUCCUCCAUUACCUACUCCCUCUCUGAGUCCGAGUUCUCCGCCGACGGAGCACUGACGGGGCCUGGCUCGAACCCCUCUGACCUACCUGACCACCCACAGGAACCCCUGGUCUCCCUCGCCCUCACCACCCCUGCCCGGAAGCACCACUACACUCCCCCCCUCCACAGGGCCACGUCUCCCCACCUCCACCGUGGGACCAGGAUCAGUAAUACUGUGGCAGUGGAGCGGGAGCGGCCUCUGACCUGCGCUGACAUGCCCUGUUUCCCAGGGGUCCCCUGUGAACCCACCAGGGACGGGGGCUUCCACUGUGGAAGGUGUCCCCUGGGAUACACCGGAGACAGACAAACAUGCAGAGCUGUGUGCAGGCAUGCGUGUGGCAGGAACAUGGAGUGUGCCGCUCCCAACACAUGCCGCUGUAAACCAGGCUACACCGGGACCAACUGUCAAACAGCGAUCUGUAAACCUGAGUGUAGGAACGGAGGCCAGUGCGUCGCCCCGGGGGCGUGUGAGUGCCUGAAAGGCAACCACGGGGAGACGUGUGAGACAGCUCUGUGCAGUCUGCCCUGUGAGCAUGGAGGAACAUGCGUGGGACCCAGAACCUGCUCCUGUCCCUACGGCUUUGUGGGCCCCAGAUGUGAGACCAUGGUGUGUAACCGCCACUGUCACAACGGAGGAGAGUGUGUGUCUCCUGAUGAGUGUUCCUGUCUGCCUGGCUGGACCGGACCCUCCUGUGAGACAGCUGUGUGCUUCCCUAUGUGUCGGAACGGAGGGACUUGUCUUCGUCCGAACACAUGUGGCUGUCCCCGGGGCUUCUACGGCGCCCAGUGUCAAAACGCUGUCUGCAGCCCUGCCUGUAAGAACGGGGGCGUAUGCAUGAGAAACAGCGUCUGCUCCUGCGCCGAGGGAUACACCGGAUGGCGCUGUGAAAAAAGUGUGUGUGAGCCCAUGUGUAUGAACGGCGGGCGGUGCGUGGGUCCAGAUGUGUGUGACUGUCCAUCUGGAUGGAGAGGAAAGCGGUGCGAUAAACCCACUUGUCUACAGAAGUGUCUGAAUGGAGGAGAGUGUGUUGGCCAUAACACUUGCCACUGUCCUCCAGGCUGGCAGGGCAUGCUAUGCCAAGCCCCACUCUGUGAACAGAAGUGUCUUUAUGGGAGCCGGUGUAUCCGCCCUAAUGUAUGUGCCUGCAGGAAAGGGUAUUCAGGGGUCCUGUGUUCCCAUAAGCUCCCAAUUCCACGAGGCUAAUGGAGGACUGGGAGCUAUGUACUGAAGAAGCUGGGCUGAAACAAGACAAUGAAACUCCUAAUGGAACCACCACACUGACUAUUAGGAUGCUCAAUGCCCACGGUUUUUGUUUCUUCAAAAACAAAAUUGUAAUAUACGGCACAAUUCCAAACAUUAGGAUCUGUACAUGACCAAUGUAUGUAUAAUAUUUGUAUAAUUUUUUUCUUAGAACCAGUAAUACUGUAUUUUAUAUAUUAAAGUCUGGCUUUUUUUAAAAAAAAAGAUUAAAACAAAGCACAACACAGUCCUUUUUACUGUGGAACAAACUCAUCAAGUUGGCAGUUUACGAUCAAACUAAAAACUCACUUGGAAUUGUUAUUUAUUUGGUUGUCUGAUGUUUUAUAAUUUCAUACUGUUGUAAAUAUUAUAGGGUUUUUCAUUACUCACAAAUAAAACCCAGGCAAUGUAUGAUAUUAAAGUCCAUUUGUUAUGUCCAAUACAUAGUCUCGAUCCUCAUUCUGCA
Molecule: messenger RNA, 7128 nt
Organism: Oncorhynchus keta (chum salmon)
Lineage: Eukaryota; Metazoa; Chordata; Actinopteri; Salmoniformes; Salmonidae
Product: von Willebrand factor D and EGF domain-containing protein
Exons: 35
Coding region: 312-6626 (2104 amino acids)
Biological process (GO): anatomical structure development
Cellular component (GO): extracellular region; cell surface
Molecular function (GO): calcium ion binding; signaling receptor binding
Source: RefSeq, a predicted model, not a curated record